GAAGGUCGGUUGUUGCUGCCCGGACGCGUUUGUACGGAACGCCACUGUCAGUCAAACACGGGCAGCUAGCUAGCUAGCGUAACGGAGCUAGCUUCAGCAAACAUUUGGAGGCUCCGCGAGGAAGAUGAGCACCAAACAGGUCACCUGCCGGUACUUCCUGCACGGCGUGUGCCGGGAGGGCAGCCGCUGCAUGUUCUCUCACGACCCGUCCAGCAGCAAGCCUUCCACCAUCUGCAAGUUCUACCAGAGAGGAGUCUGCGCCUACGGAGAACGUUGCAGAUACGACCACAUCAAACCGGCUUACAGAGGAGGGGGCGGGGCUUCGGAUAACAAGGCGGGCCCUGGAGGCGGAGCUUCAGUCAGACCUGAUGCCAGGAAGCCAGUGAGAGAUGCUCAAGCGGGCCAUCUCGACAGCGCCUUCGGGGGUCCGGCGGUCAGCGCCGGGGUUUCCGAGGCGCCGCCCGCUUCUUCUCACUCGUACGUGGACGCCAUCAGGACGGGCCUGGAAGCGUCGGUGCCGGAACAAGCCCCUCCCCAGAUGGGCGGAGCCUACCAGGACUUUUCCCAGCUGUGUCCGUACGCCGCCGCCGGCCGCUGCUUCUACCGGGACGACUGCCCGUAUCUCCACGGCGACCGGUGCGAAGUGUGCCGGCUGCACGCGCUGCACCCGCAUGACGCCGAGCAGAGGCGGGCCCACGAAAAGAUUUGCAUGCUGGCCUUCGAGAGGGACAUGGAGAAAGCCUUUGCGGCGCAGCUCAGCCAAGACAAGGUGUGUUCCAUCUGCAUGGAGGUGGUGGUUCAGAAGGCCAUCCCGUCGGAGCGGCGCUUUGGCAUUUUGUCGUCGUGCUGCCACGUCUUCUGCUUGGCGUGCAUCCGACAGUGGCGAUGCACGCGCAACUUCAGCAACAAGAUCAUCAAGUCGUGUCCCGAGUGUCGCGUGGUCUCCGAGUUCGUCAUCCCCUCGGUGUACUGGGUGGAGGAGCAGGAGGACAAGGACAACCUGAUCGAGCUCUUCAAGUCCGGAGUCAGCAAGAAGGCGUGCAAGUACUUUGACCAGGGCCGCGGCUCGUGUCCCUUCGGAGGAAAGUGUUUGUACCUCCACGCCUUCCCGGACGGAAGCCGAGCGGAGGCGGAGAAGCCGCGCAAGCAGCUGAGCUCGGAGGGGAACGUCCGGUUCAUGAACAACGUGCGUUUGUGGGACUUCAUCGAAGAGCGCGAGCAGCACCCCGGCGGCCGCGCGUUGCCGUCGCUGGAUGAUGACAUCACGGAGCUGAGAGAGCUCUUCAUGCAGAUGUCGGCGCCCGGACACGACGGGCCCGAGAUGGGCCAGGAACAGCAACAGCAGCAGCAGCAGCAGCAGCAGCAGUAGAAGAAGAAAAAGAAGAUGCGGUGUUGUCAGCUAAAAACACACACACACACACACUCACUCACACACACGUGCGUACGCACACGCAUUGCGAUAGUGUGAGCGUGUGCGAGUGCUCACUUCCUGCCUGCGUGCUGCGAUGUGAAUACUUGAUCUAUUUAUAGACGCUAGUCAAGUUUGAGCCGCUUCGAGCUGAUUUGUGCUCUUUUAUCCUUCGUGUACGUCCACAUCUUCAUCUUCAUCUUCAUCACAAAUAAAAAAGAUCCUGACUAACACGCACAACAA
Phyllopteryx taeniolatus (common seadragon) is the source of this 1651-nucleotide messenger RNA. It is a transcript of the gene mkrn2, whose product is annotated as makorin, ring finger protein, 2. Gene Ontology annotation, molecular function: metal ion binding; ubiquitin protein ligase activity. The transcript is spliced from 10 exons. The record is from RefSeq and is a predicted model, not a curated record. Lineage: Eukaryota; Metazoa; Chordata; Actinopteri; Syngnathiformes; Syngnathidae. Gene Ontology annotation, biological process: protein polyubiquitination. Bases 125 to 1369 code for a protein of 414 amino acids.